Messenger RNA from Boeremia exigua, 1206 nucleotides. RefSeq lists its product as uncharacterized. NCBI's taxonomy places the organism in Eukaryota, Fungi, Ascomycota, Dothideomycetes, Pleosporales, Didymellaceae. The record is from RefSeq and is a predicted model, not a curated record. Bases 1 to 1074 code for a protein of 357 amino acids. The transcript is spliced from 3 exons.
AUGGGUACGCCUGCACCUUCGACCGAGCGCGACCGAGCUUGCGUUAAGCUCGUUCACACCUUCAAGAGCCAGGCUAUUGCGAAGGCAAAGGUCGAUGCCACCGAAACAAAGCUAAAGGCUCUGCGCCGGGAGCGUAAAAAGCUUCAACAAGUUGCGGCCGACGCUGACACCAGUGCCGAACAAGCCUUCCAAGACUACGCAAACACCGUCUGCCGGGAGCUCUGCGAUGCAGUCUACAAUUCAUUACCUCGUGAGGUGCGCGAUAUGAUCUAUGGCUAUCUUUAUGAGGAACAAUCUUGGGAUGUGACAGAUGCAUACUUCGAUCUCGACGCCGUACCUACAAAGUACUGCGCCCCCGCACACAUGUGGAAACCAAGUGCGGCCGGUGAAGCCUUGCACCGGGAAUUAUGUGAGCAUUUCUUUCGCUCCAACAAAUAUUGCUUCUACAAGGCCUCCUUCAUGCCCGAAUUCAGGGCCAUAGAUCGAUGGGGUAUAGGAUACACGCCUGCAGUGCUUCCUACAGAUAUCCGAAUCGAUUUCCGUUAUGGGGACUACGAUCUUAAUAAGAAAGACAACAAACGUGUUGAAUCUAAAGAUCGUGAAGGGAACCACGGAUGGGGCAGCAACGGAUGGGGCAGUAACGCAUGGGACACCACAGAUUCGACCAGAAAGACUCGUUCGGAGCUAUUGUCGGAGCUAGAAAUGCUCUUCGGCUUUUGUGCUGGUACCAGGCUGACCAUUCGAGUUGUACCAUUAUCAUCGGGCUGGGACUAUGCUUCCAUUGAAGUGCGAGAGCGGGCGUUCAACGAUUUCUUUCCUCUUGUUCUACCAGUCCUAGAUCGACUUCGAGCUUCUGGUUGUCGCUCUCGCAUUGUCAUUGUGUAUAGUCUUGACUGCUCAUGGAUCGAGGCGCUACCCGACUUUGUCUACGAAGGUGAACUCUCUUUAGAACUGUGCAGGACUGAGUACGAGAAGUACGAGGCGGGAGUCCGCAAAAAGAGAGAAGAUACAGAGCUCGAUGCCGCUACCGACUCCGACGCAGACUCCGACUAUACCGAUACAGAAUCGAUCUGAACUAGGACAAGUUUAGAGUUAGGGAUGGAGAGAAGGAGAACAAAGGACUUCGUAUUCCACGGAUGCUGUUUGCAGGCAAGCUAAUCGUGCUGAUUGGCUGAUCGGAUGGCUUCAGUCGGGUUGAUUCGCCAC